Penicillium nucicola is the source of this 228-nucleotide messenger RNA. RefSeq lists its product as uncharacterized. Lineage: Eukaryota; Fungi; Ascomycota; Eurotiomycetes; Eurotiales; Aspergillaceae. Bases 1 to 228 code for a protein of 75 amino acids. The record is from RefSeq and is a predicted model, not a curated record. The transcript has a single exon.
AUGACAGUUCUGGUCGUGGUCAGAGACCGGCGCAGCAUCGCCUGGGCUGUCCUCACCCAGAUUAGCUUCGUAGCUAUGCGCAACGUGCGUUGUGAGCUAAUGAUCUACUCACCUGUCUGCUCGCAGCCAUUGGAACUCUGUGCUGAUGCUUCAGUGGAUGCCGAGUUCGACAUGGCACUGAAAGUGUGCGGCGUAAUGGACGCAACAACAAAUUUGAAUGUUGCUUAG